UGUUUCUUCCAUUGUUGCUGCUGAUCUGCUCUCUCUCUUCAGCUCAGAUUCAAGCCUUUGAGUCUGACAAUGAACUUGGAGUAAAUUUAAGACAAACUGAGGUGACAGGAGGAGAAGCAGGAAAUGUCUCUGAGCAACAACCAACGUGUACGCAGGAUCUCCAUGCAGUGCUGAGGGAGAUGAGCGGCGUGUUGGCUGGACUGAAGGUUGAGAUGAGAUACUUGCAGCGUGAUAAUACAGAACAAGCAAUAAAGACCAGAGAAUUGGAGCAGCAGUACCAAGCACAAUCAGCUAAGGUGAAUCAACUGGAGUCACUGAAGCAACAGUACCAAGAGCAGGCAGCUAAGCUGGCAGAACAGGCGGCUAAACUGGCAGAACAGGCAGCUAAACUGGCAGAACAGGCAGCUGAACUGCUCACCAUUAAAGCCAGAGCAAACACAACAGAAAACCAUGUGAACACUCUGACAAGAGAAGGAGAAGAGCAGGCAGCUGAACUGCUCACCAUUAAAGCCAGAGCAAACACAACAGAAAACCAUGUGAACACUCUGACAAGAGAAGGAGAAGUGAAACGGGUGGCUUUCUCAGCAUCUUUGGUCGUUUCUGGCUCAGAAACUAUUGGACCAUUUAACGCACACACCAACCUGAUCUUCAGAAACGUUGUUACAAAUGUUGGAAAUGCCUAUAACCCAAACACAGGCUUUUUCACAGCUCCGGUGAGAGCAGCCUACCACUUUGAGUUCUACCUUCAUGGAAAUGGACAUCCUUCAUAUGGUACUGGUGCUGUGCUGGUCAAGAAUGGAGACCAUGUUUUAAUUUCCCAUGAACGUCAGACUUCAGGGUCUGUUAAUCCUGCUCAUGGUGUCACUUUGUUAUUAGAGGUUGGAGAUGUUGUGUUUUUGCGUCAGUGGAUAAACUCAAGGAUUUACGACGAUCAUUAUCACUAUACUACCUUUAGUGGCCAGCUUCUUUUCACAUUGUGAGAGUUCUUCAGUUCACUGAUACUCAUGCAGUUUAUUAUCAGAAUGUAUCUUUGUAUUUCAGUUUUCUAAUUGAUGUAAACACAGUCUUCCUAUUAAAGUUUUAUUUUCAGCUG
Molecule: messenger RNA, 1093 nt
Organism: Cololabis saira (Pacific saury)
Lineage: Eukaryota; Metazoa; Chordata; Actinopteri; Beloniformes; Belonidae
Product: complement C1q-like protein 2
Exons: 7
Coding region: 180-980 (266 amino acids)
Molecular function (GO): protein binding
Source: RefSeq, a predicted model, not a curated record